This is a messenger RNA of Taeniopygia guttata (zebra finch), 1245 nucleotides long. RefSeq names its product translocase of outer mitochondrial membrane 7 (gene TOMM7). Lineage: Eukaryota; Metazoa; Chordata; Aves; Passeriformes; Estrildidae. The record is from RefSeq and is marked provisional. Gene Ontology annotation, biological process: protein import into mitochondrial matrix. Gene Ontology annotation, cellular component: mitochondrial outer membrane translocase complex.
CUGCUGCGAGAGCGGCUGCGCUCCUCCUCCUUCUCCUCCUCUUCCUCCUCCUCCUCUCUGCCCCGCCGCCGGGAUGCCGAAGCUUAGCAAGGAGGCCAAGCAGCGGCUACAGCAGCUCUUCAAGGGCGGCCAGUUCGCCAUCCGCUGGGGCUUCAUCCCCGUAGUGCUCUAUCUCGGUUUUAAAAGAGGUGCAGAUCCUGGAAUGCCUGAGCCAACUAUCUGGAGUCUACUUUGGGGAUGAAGGCUCUGGUGGUCCUGUUGUAGACGCAGCCGAUGGACAGAGUGUCAGAAGAUGCGUACAUUCCAGAGGAGAGGCCGACACUUAGACCAGCUGGCUCAAUCAGCUUGCUAAUGCCAUAGGUUGUACAUACAACAAAAUGAAGUUUAUAUGGACCUAACUUAUUUGCAUUACGGUGUAAUUAAAUAAAUACUGUUUGAAUGGAUGCAUGUUGUUUUUAAGUCUUUGCAUAAUAUAAUGUAGUGGUUUAUUUAUUACAGAAAUCCGUGGUGGGGGUUUUAUUUUGUUGUGUUUUUUUUUUCCAAAAUAUUUAAUUCCCAUACUUAUCUCUGUUAACAAUUGCCUUUUGGGUAAGAUUCCUCUUUAUCUUCACAGUAACCAGAAAAUUGAUCUAAUGCCUUAAAUGCUUCAAUAUUCCUCAAAAGUUCCUUGCCCAAAUGUUGGUAAGCCUCUGUGGAUGGUUGCUGUGCUGAUCCACUUCAGGUUUUUUAUCUCAUUCUGGAUUCUUUUAUCUGUGGAUACAGUAAGGAUUGAGGGAUGUGUAUGUUUGUGUUUUCUAGCGCAGUCAGAUACUAAAAAAGUAUACUUUCCUGCUACCUUUAAAUGCUCUCUGUGUUUUCUGGGAUCUAGGAUGGGGUGGGAGGACAGAACAGUUGAGUGCUCUGUGUGUAUGUGUAUAAAUGACUCUCACUGUAAGAGAAAGUUGCUAAUGUAUAACUGACGGAAGAAAACAAGUGCACUAAACAAGGUAUGUGCUUCAUUUUUAUGCUGAAGUCUUGCUGUUUGGACCAUGGUUGUUUUGGUUUCAGUUGAUUUUCCCCCUUUUAACACUGAAGUUCAAGCACUUAAAUGGUGACUGUUUGGUUUCUGUUAAAUAGAAGCUGUUUUGGGUAGAUUGCUCUUUCCCUUCCAGAACUGUGUAGGGUAGUUUGUAUCUCUGCAGUGAUUUUAAAAAAAUAAUGUUUAUCUCAAAAUUAUCAUUGCAACAAAGGUAUUAUAGAUUUUGA